Molecule: messenger RNA, 799 nt
Organism: Pecten maximus
Lineage: Eukaryota; Metazoa; Mollusca; Bivalvia; Pectinida; Pectinidae
Exons: 2
Coding region: 70-741 (223 amino acids)
Molecular function (GO): protein binding
Source: RefSeq, a predicted model, not a curated record
AAAACUGUUAAUACGUUUAAACAAACGCUUUCUGAAACAAGCAGCGAAUCACGUGAACUUGCUAGCCGUAUGUCUGUUUUGGAACAGGCUAUUUUCGCUGAUGGUGUUAAUGCUAAAGAACGCGACGGGCAGUCGUCUGUACGGAUCGACGCUACUAAUGCUGAACCUGUCCCAAUGGCAGGUCCUGUCCCGGCGGCUGGUCCUGGUCACAAAGCAGGUCCCGUUCGGAAGGAUGCGACCUUCAGUAACAGCGAGUCCACGGAGGUCCCGUCUGAGGAUAGUGUAGUUCAAAUACGAAGACCAAGUCUGAUGAGGGCGAUUCCUUCCUCUUCAAUCGUAGCCUUCCAUUCUGAGUUGUCGAAUUCGGUGGGUGUUAGGACGGGGAACAUCGUUGUGUACGACCAUGAGACGCUGGACGAAGGGCAUGCAUACAGUCCUCAUGACGGCAUCUAUACCGUUCCUGUAUCUGGUAUCUACGUCAUAGUUUGGGAAACAUUUGCAAGUUUUCACAGCUACAUCCAAACGUUUUUGGUGGUUAACGGAGCUAAAAGAGGGUCUUCUUUUUCUGAUGCACAAGAGGCACACGACAUCCAUCUUGUUUCUUCUCUGGUUGUCCUGCGACUGCACCAAGGGGAUCACGUGGUCAUACAAGUAGGACGAACAAGUGAAAUCAACGCCACAAUGUACGGUUACAGUGGUUAUAGUGCUAGACCUACAUUUUCUGGUUGGAAAUUGUUCUAAAAUAAAAUAAAAGUGAAAUAUUGCUGGUACGAAGUCUUGUCCACUUAAUUUUAUGAAU